CCUUUCAUCAAAAGGAGUGAGAUAACCUUUUGGCUGAGUAUUCUUGCAGGGCUUUAUCAACACCAUCCACAGAAGCCAGGCAAUAUACAUAACUGGAAGUCAGAUUCCAAAAUGUCAUGGUCCCCUCUGCAUGGUGCUGUUAAUGUAUCCCUCGGGUUCCUUUGCCUCCUGUUUGCUUCCAGCUUGGCCGAAAGCGUGAAAGGAGAGAACAAGAAAGUGGCUGUGCUGGCAACUGCAGAGUUGCCUGCUAAAUCGGUUGAUCUGGCAGCGAUUAACCUGACUGAACUUGUAAAUGGGAUGCUAAACACAGCUCUCAAAGGCAGCAAAAAGUUCUUCUCAUUGCUGAGCAUCACAUCGUACAGCUCUUAUGCCUUCCAUAAGGUUUCCAUAGUCGUCUACAACAUAUCCAACCUGAAGAAUAUCGACCCCACCAAAUUCCCCACGAGGUACUGCUAUUGCUUGAACAACAGGACAAAUGACUUAACAGAUUUUACCGCUUUGCUGGUUGAUAUCGUUGGCAACUCCACCGAUUACCUUAAAGAAAUUUUCAAGUCUACCUCUAUUGUGUCAGUGAGCCAAGGAAAUGACACGGACUGCAUCUAUAUUUGUGUCAUGUCAGGCCGCACAGGAAGAAAUCUGUCCGAUUUGUGGGAAGCCAUUGAAAAGUCACCGUUUAUAAAUUACACCUUUUCAGGAAAUGUGUCUGACCUUCUGGAUUUAGAUUUGAUUCUCCCCGGCCUGGUUCCUUUAUGGGAAGAUGCUGACAAGGUCUUAAGUGACGUUGCAAAAGACACAUGGACAUUUAAAACUACAAAGAUGCCUAUGUGGUCACAGACUGGUGACUGGAAAGGAAAAGAGAUGUCUUUCACACAAGAUCCCCUAAUACAAAAGAGUGUUAGUGCAACAGGCUUUGAAGCAUCAGAGGUUCCCUUAUGGCUGCAGACUGAGGCUUCAAGAGCGUAUGAGGUUUCAUCGACUACAACAGCUUCAGCAGGGCUUCCUCCAACUCCUCUGGGAAGCUAUGAAAGUCCACCAGAAGCUCCAGCAACCCUCACUCCAGAGAUGCCUGCUCGGACUUGGACCAUUGCUGCAAAGGGUGAUGAGACAACCUCCCCACCGUUCACCAUGUGGCAACAGACUCCUGGCUUGAAAGGUGCUGAGGCUUCAUCUUUCCAAGAGUCCUCGUGGCUGCAGACGGAUACUGCGAAAGAAUGGGCAAUCUCGCCUACUGCGAUGGCUUCCUCCUUGCCUCCGUUGAGCUAUGGCAUUCUGCCUGGAACACAGCCAGUGCCGACUGAAGCCCUUACAUUCUGGACACAACCAGCUUCUUUGAAACGGACCAAAGCGCCUCGCCCAAUGCAGACAGUGGCAGAAAACAUGCCUCUUCCUGCAGCAUCUACUCCACAACAGAGGCCUGGCAUUUUACUAAAGGUGCCCUCCAGAUGUCCGCAGGCAAUGAAGAAAGGCACCUCCAUGACUACACCGUACAUCAUGGCUCAGAAGAUAAACCCUUGUGUGAUGGAGCUGUGCAGAUUUUUCCAGCAGUGCCUCUGUGCAAGGGACAGAAGCUACUCAAGAGAUGAAGCUAUGAGGUACUGUAUUGAAAACUAUUCCUGGUUCUUGAAAAAUGCAACAUACAUCUGUGAAAAAGUCAAGAGGACUGCCCAUUCAAGGACUUUAAAGCAAAAAUGCCUUGCAAGCAUUUGCAAAGCUAUUUAAAGCCCGAAGAGGAGUCAUUGCUAAGAAGAAGACUCACACAAACACUUAGACUUCAUCCUGUUAACCAGUGCAAGAAAUCACUGCUGGGUAUGAAGAAGAAGAAGAAGAAGAAGAAGAAGAAGAAGAAGAAGAAGAAGAAGAAGAAGAAGA
Lacerta agilis (Sand lizard) is the source of this 1869-nucleotide messenger RNA. RefSeq names its product HERV-H LTR-associating 1 (gene HHLA1). The transcript has 17 exons. Lineage: Eukaryota; Metazoa; Chordata; Lepidosauria; Squamata; Lacertidae. Bases 112 to 1719 code for a protein of 535 amino acids. The record is from RefSeq and is a predicted model, not a curated record.